Messenger RNA from Symbiodinium pilosum, 2568 nucleotides. The record is from the annotation of a GenBank genome assembly. NCBI's taxonomy places the organism in Eukaryota, Dinophyceae, Suessiales, Symbiodiniaceae.
AUGAGCCGAUGGUUGGCAGGCGGGGUGGUGUUGCUGGCGAUGCUGCUUGUCGGCCUGUAUUUUUUCUCCACUGCGAUUAUUGUCCGGGUGGCGUUCGAGCUUGCCGGUGCACAAGGGUUCGAUCUGCAGGAGUUGUCGUUGCAGCGCCCCGGGCUGGAUGGAAUUCGGAUAGACACAGUGGCUGGUGGCGUUGGUGAUGUUCUCAUUAUCGCGGACGAUAUUGUUGUCAGUUAUCACUUGAAGGGGUUGUUGGCUCAAUCGCUUGAUGCGGUUGACAUAGGUAGUCUGCAUGUUCGGGUUAAUGCACCGCAGGCUACUUCGACACCGCUCCCAACAGCGGCCGAUAGUGAGAUUGAUCCUGCAAUUAUUUUCGGCAUCGUGCCUCGGUUAAAGGUGCAGAGAUUGUUGCUGGAGAUUGCGCAGGCGGACUUUGUGGGUGCCGGAAGCCUUAGUCUUGACGGCGACAACGCUUCAUUUGAGUUGGCGGGUGUGGAGCCGGAAUUUGCCAGUAAUCUAUCCGUCUCCGGGUCUGCGCAAUCCAAUACCAGUCUGCAGUUUGCUUUCUUUGACAGAUCCGAGCCGGAUGCACCGUUUCUAAAGUUGAAUGCAAUGCCGCUGGAUGAUGAAACUGAAAUAACCGGGCACUUUGACCUCAGCGGAUACCCCUUAAGUCUGGUGACUGGAUUGCUGGGAUUGCCGGAGGGUAGUGGUCGUGUGCAGGGGCAACUGGCAUCCAGGCUCGAUUCUUUUGACAUAAGCCAGGCGUACCAGUUGUUGCCGCUGGCCGGCAGUUUUCAACUCGACUGGCAGGAUGAAACCGUAGAAGUCGAAGCGCUUCGCGGUCAACUCAGCGGAUCACCGGCCAGUAUGGUGCUGACGUUGGCGGGUGGCAGCAUUGCCUUGUCCGAGGCUGCCGUGCUGUUCACCGUGGAUUCAGGAACAUCUGUGCAGUAUGCGGAUAAUCAGAUCAGUAUCGGCCCGGGUAUGACCGCGAUCCUGCAGGAUGUUGAAGACAUUACAUUUCAGUCCAGGUUGACCCGGACAGUCAUCGAUUUGCGUAAUGCAGAUAUCAGUCUGGAUAGCGACGCGGAAUUUGCAAUGACCAGUUACGGUCUGCAGACCAGGGGUUUGAUCACGGGCGUUUUCCUGAUACCUGCCAGCGGUAUGGUUGCAGAUCUCAAUAUCACAGUUGGUAAUCUGAGUUUUCCUUUACACGUCAACUACAACAGCCUGAGCGGCCGCGCUGACCUGAGUGGUGCAAGCCAAUGGUCUGUGAAGAAUCUCGGCGCAUCCCUGGUGCAGAAGUGGCCCUACGAUUUCGACAUCGUCAGCGGUGAUGUCGAUGUUGCUCUGCAGGCAGUAUGGCUGGACGGCGUUCUCGAUGGACGGGCUGCGGUUGCAUUAGAUCGUGGCAUGGUGCGUUACGACGAAUAUGAAUUACAGCAAACCACAGCUGAGUUGGACUUUGUUCUGGACGACAGUGUUCUGCGUUUGCAGCCUUCAACAAUCAGGGUGGGCGAAUUCGAUUUUGGUUUGGUUGUACAGAACGCAGAAAUGAAGGUGGCGUGGCAGGAUGAUGUGGUUGAUAUCUUCAGCGGUAAAUUCGAUCUGUUAGGUGGUGGUGUGACCAUCAAACCCACGCAAUAUGAUCUUGGCCGGAAUAUGGCAAGCCUGGACAUGGAUCUGGUGAAUAUGGACCUGGCUCAGGUGUUGGCAUUGGAAGGUGACGACAUUAAAGGCGAAGGACGGCUUCAUGGUACGCUGCCGGUCAGGAUCAACGACGGUAAGGUCAGUAUGGAAGGUGGGCAGAUUCGCGCCAGCGAUGCUGGCGGCUUGAUUCAAGUCUCGCCGAAGUUCACUCUCGGCACAGGACAGCCGGGCAUCGAUUUUGCCAUGCAGGCGCUGACCAAUUUCAAUUAUCAGACUUUGACGGCGGUGGCCGACUAUGAAGAAAACGGUGAUCUUCAGCUGGCGGUGAGCCUGCAAGGGCGUAACCCGGAGGUGGAAAAAGGCCGACCGAUCCAUUACAACUUGAAUAUCAGCGAAAAUGUUUUUUCGCUGCUAGACGCGCUUAACGCGCAAAGUGGCGUGACCGAGCGCGUCGAACGCGGUGUGGCGUGUAUGGCAGUGGUGCUGGGUGCCUUGGCGGGCUGUACACCCACCGUCCGUGUAGCUACGGACGAACCCAUUACCAUCAAUCUUAACGUCAACAUCAAACACGAAAUUCUGGUGAAGGUAGAUAAAGAUCUCGACAAUUUAUAUCUGGCAACGACAUUAUUCCUGGCUGCUUCGCUGAGUGUUUAUGCUAUCGACCUGGAUACCGCCAAGGCGGAUGGCUUGGUUGGUGAGCGGGCAGACGGCUAUUUAGGUGCGGUGAGAGAUAACGUCUCGGCGGAAGUUAGCGCGCUUGUCAAUGACAUCAAUGGCAAACGCAAGGCCCAGUAUCAGCGCAUUGCUUUAAAAAAUGAAAUCCCACUGGCGGAUGUCGAAGCCCUGGCGGGUAAAAAGACGAUCGAGAAAACUGAGCCAGGUGGCUGGGUUUUUAUUGAUACCUGGGUUCAGAAGUAG